AUUUGAACAGAGCGCAAAAGCGAAGAAGGGCGGCGAUUUCUUCUUCUUCUUCUUCUUCUUCUUCUUCUUCUUCUUCUUCGAUCUGGGUACGAGGUUAGACUUCGAAUUCUGAGGCGUCUGAAAGAGAAGGGGGAGGAGCGACCGGCGACCGGCGAAAGGGAUAAAGAAAAGGGGGGAAAUGCACGAUUUCUGCUUCACGAUCCCGUACGGGCUGAUUCUUGUGGCGGGAGGAGUGAUGGGGUAUCUGAAGAAAGGGAGCGUGGCGUCGCUUGGCGGCGGCGCGGGGACUGGGUUUCUACUUAUCUUAGCUGGGUAUUUGAGCUUGAAAGCUUUCGAGAAGAGAAAGAACAAUUUCUUCGCUUUAGCCAUUGAAACUGUAUGUGCUGCUGCUUUGACGUUUAUCAUGGGGCAACGCUACCUGCAAACUUCAAAGAUCAUGCCUGCUGGUCUUCUUGCUGGUAUCAGUGGUCUCAUGACUGCAUUUUAUCUCUACAAAGUCGCAACCGGUGGCAACCACAUUCCGAGCAAGGCCGAGUAAUAGCACGCGUGACAUGCUACAACACUAACCUCAAAAUACAUACCGAGAUUUAUGAAUUUGGCGAUAGCUCUGUAUUGAAAGCACCCUGCAGCUUCGUUUGACACAUCUGUAUCAUUAUCUUAUCGUACAUGUGCUUUUUAUAGACUAUUCUCGACGGUAUGCUUUGUUUUCACCGGGAUUAGACUAUUCUCGACGCCCAAACAUAAAUUAUGUUGGUUCCUAACUCUUGUAUCACCAUAACUUCUGUCACUGUUUUUUAUCUUUCCAUUUCUCAUCAUCCUCCCUCCCAACCAGAUUAUGGAACUGCAAGCAGUGACCAAACUGUCAUAGAUUCAAACAUACAGAAUGUCACCAAACUUUUUGUGUCAGUCUUCUGAUUGUUUUGAGCAAACAGAAAGUUGCAAGUAUUUCCUGAAGAGU
Molecule: messenger RNA, 958 nt
Organism: Linum tenue
Lineage: Eukaryota; Viridiplantae; Streptophyta; Magnoliopsida; Malpighiales; Linaceae
Source: the annotation of a GenBank genome assembly